Molecule: messenger RNA, 1687 nt
Organism: Nymphaea colorata (pocket water lily)
Lineage: Eukaryota; Viridiplantae; Streptophyta; Magnoliopsida; Nymphaeales; Nymphaeaceae
Product: 4-hydroxyphenylpyruvate dioxygenase
Exons: 2
Coding region: 169-1449 (426 amino acids)
Biological process (GO): L-tyrosine catabolic process
Molecular function (GO): 4-hydroxyphenylpyruvate dioxygenase activity
Source: RefSeq, a predicted model, not a curated record
GCGACGGCUACCACCCGUGGAUUAGACUGCCACGUGUACGCCACAGCUCCCAUCGCCACCAACGAUCUUCCAAAACGGAGAGACAGAGUAGUAAAGGCAUUCACAGACACGAAGACGAAGAGGAGAAGAGAAGAGGAGAAGGGGAGACGCAGACAGGAGAGGGAAGUCAUGGCCAUCGGCGACGGGAAGGAGUUCAAGCUUGUGGGCUUCAAGAACUUCGUCCGGACGAACCCCCGGUCUGACCGGUUCGCCGUCAAGCGGUUCCACCAUGUCGAGUUCUGGUGCGGCGACACAUCCACCACCGCCGCCCGCUUCUCCUGGGGACUCGGCAUGAGCCCUAUCGCCCGCUCCGACCUCUCCACCGGCAACCCAUUCUUUGCCUCCACCGUCCUUCGUUCCGGCGACCUCGUUUUCGCCUUCACCGCGCCUUACUCCCCCACCAUCUCUGCCGACGCCGCUUCCCCCUGCCCGCUCCCUUCCUUCUCCGCCGCCGCCGCUAACCGCUUCCUCGCUUCCCACGGCCUCGGCGUUCGCGCCGUCGGGCUCCUCGUAGACGACGCCGCUCACGCCUACGCAGCGUCCGUGGCAGCCGGCGCACGCUCGGCGUCCCCGCCGGCGGACAUCGGCGGCGCUACCGUGUCGGAGGUGGAGCUCUACGGAGACGUGGUCCUCCGGUUCGUCAGCACGGAACCGGAUUUCACGGGGCCGUUUCUGCCCGGGUACGAGGCGUUCGAACCCGAGGUGCGGCUGGACUACGGGCUGAACCGGCUGGACCACGCCGUCGGGAACGUCCCGAACCUGGUCGAGGCGGUGCGGUACGUGGCGGGGUUCACGGGGUUCCACGAAUUCGCGGAGUUCACGGCGGAGGACGUCGGCACGGCGGAGAGCGGACUCAACUCGAUGGUGCUGGCCAACAACGAGGAGACGGUCCUCUUGCCGAUGAACGAACCGGUUUUCGGGACGAAGCGGCGGUCCCAGAUCCAGACCUACCUGGAGCACAACGAAGGUGCGGGUCUGCAGCACCUGGCAAUCGGCAGCUCCGACAUAUUCCGGACGCUGAGGGAGAUGAGGAAGCGGAGCUUCAUCGGCGGCUUCGAGUUCAUGCCGCCGGCGCCUCCGACGUACUACCGGAACCUUAAGAACCGGGUCGGCGACGUCCUCUCGGAUCAGGAGAUCCAGGAGUGCGAGGAGUUGGGCAUACUCGUGGAUCGGGAUGACCAGGGAGUCCUGCUCCAGAUUUUCACCAAACCCAUUGGUGACAGGCCUACCAUCUUCUUGGAGAUCAUCCAGAGGGUGGGUUGCAUGAUGAAGGAUGAGCAAGGGAAGGAGUACCAGAAAGGAGGAUGUGGAGGUUUUGGUAAGGGCAACUUCUCCGAGCUCUUCAAGUCGAUUGAGGAGUAUGAGAAGACUCUAGAAUGCAACAAGACGCAGAUUGCGGCAGAUGCCUAAUCUUAGAAGAAAGGAGGACUCACGUAUACGUGUACACCAACAUGAGGUUGUGAUCUGUAGAACGAUGCGUGCGGGACUUGUCCGCUUGAAUUGAACGCGUGGAUAAGGGUUGGUGGGUUGUUGCUAAUGGUGAUUGUGACGAUUAGGUGGUGUUCAUUGAAUAUUCUGUUCUCCCAAACUCAUAUGUAGAAUGUUCAUCUCCAAAUUUUCUUUCUAUUAAAACGGAUCCUUCUGUCCC